Selaginella moellendorffii is the source of this 2502-nucleotide messenger RNA. RefSeq names its product GATA transcription factor 21. Gene Ontology annotation, biological process: regulation of DNA-templated transcription. Gene Ontology annotation, molecular function: sequence-specific DNA binding; zinc ion binding. The coding region runs from base 451 to 1932 and encodes 493 amino acids. Lineage: Eukaryota; Viridiplantae; Streptophyta; Lycopodiopsida; Selaginellales; Selaginellaceae. The record is from RefSeq and is a predicted model, not a curated record. The transcript has 3 exons.
GAUAUGGCGGCGCCGCUUUAUCAAAGAGAGAAAGAUCGCCCAUUCCUAUUAAGCGGGCCUCUUUUCUAGCGUCGCGCGCCCUUCUCAUAUUCUCGCCGCCUUGUCUCGCAAGCUUUAGAUCCGGCCGCGUGAUCUUCACACUCUCUCUCUCUCUCUCUCUCUCUCUCUCGAUCAUCGAUCCAGCCGCGCUCACAGUCUUUCUUCUAUUUGCUUCCCUCGAUCGAGCGGGCGGGCGGUGGUUCUCCGAUCGCCGAGGGUUUGCGCGGCCCUAGCGCGCGGCGACGCUCGAUUCCGAUGCUGCCGCGCCCCGGCGGCGCAAUUCCUCGCAGGUUAGCGAAAUAUUUCGCGUGCGCGGGUCUCUUCUUGGCAGGAUCAUCGUGAUCGCGGCGGCGGAGGCGUUGGAUCGCGGGGAAUUCCCCUGUGGAUCGCGCGGGGAGAGGAUAGAUUAUAAUGCUGCAGGUUCCAUGCCUCUCUCCUCCCAUCUACGGGCGCAGUCACUAUAAGAAGUUUUGGCUCCGGCAGACCAACGAGAAGGAUCCCAGCGGCGCCGCCCUAGCCGAGAGAGUUUCCACCAGUUGCAGUGAUCACAUGAAGAGCGCCAGCGCUAGCGCCGCCACGGCGGCGUCCCCGGAUCAUGGAUCGUCCCCCGCGGCCAGUAAGCGCAUAUGUGGUAAGCGACGCCCGCAGCUACGCUCGCAGUUCUCCAGCUCCUCGAUCAAGGUUGCCGUUAAUCACGACUCGCCGAUCUCGGCCUCCCCGACCUCGUCUGGGGAGUGGAAGAGGAGCCCAGCGUCGGCCACUGGAGCUGCCAAGGCCGGAUCCUCUGAUGCCGCCAGCAGUCCCUUCUCCUCCGCGGUGGUGGAUAGGGAGGUGGAGCUAGAGGAGCUGGAGACGACGCCCAAGAGCCUUGUGAUCCAGCAUCCAGAGGAGGAGGGCGAUCGCGAUACGAAGUUCGAUGGGCUUGUCCCUGGGGUAGUGGCAGCCGGCGAGGCUCGAGAGGAUCCGGUGGAUCAGGGAGUGGCGGAGGAGGAGGAGGAGGAGGAGAUCGAGGGCGGCGGCGACGAUCGUAAGGUGCUGGUGGUGAGGCAAAACAUGAUCAGCUUCGACGAUCGCGAUCAGGAUCAUCACGAUCACGAGCAGGAGCGCUCGAGCGAGCAAACGGCGGUGGAUUGCUUGACGAGCAAAUGCAAGGGGAUGGAUCAGGAGAAGAGACAGGAUCCGGACACCAUCUCCAACUCCUCCGCCGCGGAGUCGGAUUCGACCACGAGUAGCACAUCACAGGCGAGUGAUGAUCACGACGAUGCAAGGAGCCAUUCCGAGAAAUCGUCGUCCUUUCGGCAGUCUUACAUGAAGCGACAUCCAAAGGGGUCAUCCGAGAUCGAUCAGCUCCUCCUCGGCUCGCCGAGGACAAGGCUGGCCGCCGCUGCCACUUCCGGCGCGGUGGACAACCCCGUUUCGCCCAGCGGGAGAUCGAGCCGGGGCGAUGGGAUGGGCUCCGUUGGCGCGCACGGCAACAAUAAUGUCUCCACGAGGACGUGUAAGCACUGUGGAACAAUGAAAACGCCGCUGUGGAGGAAUGGUCCACUUGGUCCAAAGUCUCUUUGCAACGCCUGCGGCAUCCGGCUGAGGAAAGCGAGGAGGAACAGCAACAAUCAGGAAGCUCCGGCCGCGAGCCCGGCUGGGAAGCGGAAGCUGGAUCAGUCUAGCUCGGCCCGGAUCACGAGCGAUCAGCAACACCUCCGGCAUCCUUACAAGAAGAGCCGGAUGGCUUUCGCGAGGGAGAAGCGGCAGAUUGGAAGCAUGGUGCGCUUGCUUCCUCAAGAACAGCAGCAACAGCUGCUUAUCAGCAGCAGCAACAGAUCGGUGCCGAAGGACGAGGAGGAAGGCGCGGUUUUGCUCAUGGCUCUCUCCUGCGGACUGGUUCUAGCCUGACGAUCCAGCAAACUUUGAUUGACGAGCUAGGCGACGAGAAAGAGGAAGGAGGAAUUAAAACCCGGGAGGGGACCAAGAACAUCACACACAGCUGAAACGCAGCCAGCCACCACAGCGAGCCAAAGGUCAUCACAGGGAGAUUUUUUUCUUUCUUUUUGUUCUUCCUUAUUCUUUCUCCGUCCAGGAAGAGGUAGCUUAUCACUUUCGCAAGUUUAAAGCCUGUUUUGUCGAGGCAGAGUUUGCAGUGACCGUGGCUACUUCUAUCAUCAAAGAGCAAAGGAAUGAAAGAAAAAGAGAGUGGCAGAUCCAGCGUCGACAAUGCAGUGCUUGAAAAAAAAAGAGAUCUAUGCGCUCGAGCGGCUGUCCAGCUUUGUUCCAGAGAUGCAUGAAGAACAAACAAGACGAGGAAGACGAAGGAAAGCUUUCUUAGUUUCUGAGCUUUAGAGUGGGACACAAUGCUAAAUUUUGUGUGAAUACCAACAACAAGAGAGGAGACACAGUGAGUGAAGAGGCAUCAAGCCAGGGUUUUAAUUAUUCCAUUGUCAUCAGUCUAUGAGUUCUUCACUGCGA